AGCCAGCUGCACACUCUUGAGCAGCUGACAGGCGCAGAGACCAGUAGAGAGAGGACCCUGACGCACUAGAACCAAGAUCCGCGGACUUCGUGUUGGUUCAGGACCCUUUCCAUGAUAGAGACCUCCUAACCUCAUCUGGGUCUGCACUGGCUGCUGCUCCACUCCAUCCGCAGCAGGCAAGCCAUUAUGCAUCUAAUCAGAGCAGUAUUUUAAGCUUACUCUCCAAGCAACAUUUCUGCAAAAGCAGUGCAAGCUGGUGAGAGACGUCUGCUCCGGACCCUAAAGAGUCUGGAGUCCUUCCCAGCGAAUUGUCUCUCACCCUGCGGAGCACGCCAGCUCAAUUACUGGAGAAGGAGGUUGGUCCUUGCCACCGCCCUCCCCUCCUGUCUUCAGUAGGAGCGGAGAAGAGGAGAUCUGCUUCAGUGCGCACGGGAGUGACCAAGUGCAGCUGGCUACCAGGGCAGCGACCUGGACGCGGGUCCUUUCCUCCUCCCGCGGCUACGGCCGCCCUGUGCGCGCUGAGCCCAGCGCUGGACCAUCCCGGCAGGGCCCCGCGGGUGACAUCACUCCUGAGAUACUCGCGCUCUGGUCCUUGCCUUCACAAAGCCUCUAUCAGUGUGUUUGUGGGUCUCUGGAGAGGGCUUCCUGGGAAGAGAGGAGGACGUUGAGCGGCGACCGACCAGACCAGAAGAGGCAAAAGACCAGGAGAGAGUGAAGGAGUACCCCAGAAGGCGGCGACAUGAAAUUCAACGCGGCACACUACCUGCUGCCCCUGCUGCCUGCACUUGUCUUCAGCACCAGACAGGACUAUGAAGAGCUAGAGAAGCAGCUGAAGGAAGUCUUUAAGGAACGCAGCACAGUCCUGCGGCAGCUGACAAAGACAUCCAGAGAAUUGGAUGGGAUCAAAGUCAACCUUCAGUCUUUGAAAAAUGAUGAGCAAUCUUCCAAAAUGGAUGUUCAGAAGCUUCUGGAGUUAGGCCAGAAACAAAGGGAAGAAAUGAAAUCUCUCCAGGAGGCCCUGCAGAAUCAACUUAAAGAGACAUCGGAGAAAGCAGAGAAACAUCAGGCCACAAUUAAUUUUUUGAAGACUGAAGUGGAAAGAAAGAGCAAAAUGAUCCGUGACUUACAGAAUGAGAAUAAAAGCUUGAAAAAUAAAUUGUUGUCAGGAAGCAAGCUGUGUGGGAUUCAUGCAGAAGAGUCGAAAAAAAUCCAAGCCCAACUGAAAGAGCUCCGUUAUGGGAAGAAGGAUUUGUUAUUUAAGGCCCAACAGCUCACCGAACUGGAACAAAAGUUAGCUGUAGCCAAAAAUGAACUUGAGAAAGCAGCUCUUGACAGGGAAUCACAGAUGAAAGCAAUGAAAGAGACUGUACAGCUCUGCUUGACAUCAGUUUUCCGUGAUCAACCUCCUCCUCUCAGUCUCUUCCCAUCAAAUCCAACACAGAUGUUACAUCCAUCCAGGACAAUUGCUUCCAAGAUUCCAGAUUCGAGGACAAAAAGCAAGCUGACUAUCAUCAGAGAUUCAGUGGCUUCCUCCGCACACACUUUGAUUUGGUCUACAGAAACAGCUUGGUGGUCUCUAUGUGUUAAUAAACUCAGAUAGCCUGAAAGAGAUGUUGGAGAAGGAGUUUUGUACCAGGCAGUGCUCUGGAAGGAGUAGCCUCCCUAGUCAUUUGCCAUGAGGAUGUAUCAUGCACAGCCAUGAUGCCACGAGAUGUAUCAAUGCACAGCCAUGAUGCCACGAGGAUGUAUGUCAUGCACAGCAGGCUGACUUAGACAGGUAAGGUCUAAAGACACUUGAGCCACAGGAAUACAGUGGAACACUGGGCUGUACUACAGAUGAGCUUAAUUCCUGUUUAUUUCUUAUUGUUCUUAUUCUGGCAUUGCUACUUGCAGUUGUGGGCAUAAAAGAUUUAGUAGUUUAUGUAACCUUGUGAUAUAUCAGCAUACUAUCUCAUAAAAAAUUCAUGAAAUUGCAUUUCCAUUGUUUCAUUUUACCACCUUUGCCCUAAUUGUGUGUUGAAGAAUACUUAUAAUUUCAAAGUAAAUGUUUUCCAUACAUUGUUUCCUGUUUUUUUUUUUUUCCUGAAAAUUCUAGGUUCAAAAUAGUGGAUUAUUUGUAACUCAAACAAUAGAAGCACAUGAAACUGUACUGUUCUGUUCAUCAGAGGAGGUACUCAGAAAAUUUCUUGAAAUGACUAAACACAUGCUCCCCCACACAAUCUCACACUGAUGAGCAAGCCAUGGCCUGUUUCCUCUAUGUCUGGGGCAGAAGCAAAUGUCAUCUAAAACCGAUGACUUCCAGCCAAGUAUCCCUCAAUUCUGUGAGCAUGUGACUUUUGUCUCCAGCUCAAACUAUAUUGCUUAAAUGAAUUAUUAGAACUAGGAUCUUUAUGACCUUGGAUAUAUUGAGGAAAUUACUGAGGGUUGUUUUUAUUGAUUUUCUAGAAUUAAAUGUAUUUUCUUUCAUCGAAAUUAAUAAAUACUUAUUAUCUGUCUUGGUUUAUCACAGAAGAGAGCAAGGAGAAUUUAACCAAGAAGAUUUCAGAUUGCUUAUUUUUCAAAAAACAAUAAUAAAAAAAGUCCAAUUGUUUAAGAUGAAUUUCAAUAAAUCUAGGCUAAUGUAAUCUGCAGUAUUGUGUUUUAGAGAUUAGCAUUAAAAGCUUGUCUAAUGUUUAUGUUUUGUCUGUGUUAUUCAUCUUUUUAAUAGUGGCAGAAAUUGUGUUUUAUGUGUGCUCAGGGCAUAAUCUCUAUCCAGGCACCUAGCAGAUAAUAUUGUUCUUAGUCCUGAAUCGUAUAACAUGGUGUAGCGUAUACAAGAAAAUCAAACUCAUCAGUCAUGAGAGACUUUUUCUCUGUAAAAGAAAAGUAACAUGCUUUGUGUAUGAAGGUAGAGCCUGAACACAGGGCCUUGCAAAUGUUCUCCUAAGGAUCUGGAGUCUCAAUCCACACAUAGUUUGUUUGGUUUUUGUGUUUAUUUGAAGCAGGGCCUCAGUACCUAGCCCUGCCUUGCUUGAAACUCUCUCCAUAGACUAGGUUGGCCUUGGAUUCAUAGAGAUCUGAUGGUCUUUCCUCUUGAGGCUUGGCCCACGUGUAAUGUGGGGAUCUAACAAAGCAAGUCCACAUAGUUUAUCUGGUAGUUAAAAGGAGGUUUAUUUUGGGGGUAACUUACAGCCAGCCAGUAAAGUGGUUGGUUACAGGAUCUGGGAGAGGUGAGGUGCAGUCCAGCAUGGUUCUCUGGAGAACUCUUGAUUUGGUCUGCGAUCCGUCAGAUCUAGCAAAUCCAGCAUCCAGGAUCACUAGGAGCCAAGAGGGCCUGCACAUGCAGAUCUCAGGUCUUAAGAGCUCCUGUCUCAGCCAUGCCCCAGGGACAGGUGUGGCAGUUACCGGCUGCCUCACUGGGGGAUGCUUCAAGGUCAAAGCUGGAACAGCUCCCCACUACACACAUGUACUUUUUAAAUUAGCACAUUGAGCUGGUUAAGUGUUAGAAAGAGUGGGUUGUAGCCCAUGAAGUGCUGUACCUGACACAGCUGCCUGAGAGUCAGUCUACUCUGUCCCUUUGGAAUUCUGUCUUCUCGGGGGAUCUGCGACAGCUGUGGUAAUAUGAGCACUUAAAACAGGGUUCUGUCUUCCAUGCUACUGCACCGUUUUCAUCAGUUACAUCUGUUUUCAUUUAACAUUUUUAUUUUUAUUUUAAACUUGAAACAUAAUGUACAAAAUGAUGUCUUUCAUGUUUACGUUUCCAUACGUGUAAGUUUUGUGUGUUGUUAAUCGCACAUCAUAAUCCUCCUCCCCCUCCCUCUUCCUGUGAGUCAUCCAUCUCCAAAAAGCCUUUACCCAUUUAUCUCUAUUUAUAGCUGUAUCUACAUAUCUGUAGCAUUUGUCGGUCUAGCUAUCUACCAUUAUUACCACCAAUCUAUCAUCUACAAAUCAUCUAUCUACCCAUCUAUCUAACAUAUCAUCAAACACUCCAUCAUUAUCUAUACAAUAUUUGAGAGGUAAAAAUGUGUUAUUUUUCUUACUAGGCCUAGCUUGUUUUGUUUAACACAAUGAGUUACAGUUUUGUACAUUUUCCUGAUGAUAAUAUAAAACUGUUUUCUGUGGCUUAGUGACCCUCAUUGUGUUUAAGUACCACAUAUUCUUUUGAUGUUCAUUUGUUGAUUGGCAUUUAAAUUAUUUCUGUAUCCUGACUACUGUGAUUAGUGCUAUAAUGGAUGUGAUGCUUGUUCAUUCCUGUAGUAUUUGGACAUCACUCAUGCUUCUCUAUAGUUAUUUGGACACAGUCCUUCGGGUGUAUACCAGGAGAGUUGUGCUGGUUUCAACUUCAUGAGGAAAUCCAUUCUUAUUUGCAUAUAAUGGCUGCAUAUUUUAUAUUCCCACCAGUAAGGAAUAAAGGCUCUUUCUUCAUAUUCUUGCCAGUGUUGUUUGAUUCCCAGAUUAAAGUCAUUCUGACUGAGAUGGACUCUCUAUGCAGAACCUUUAAAAAAUAUUUUGAGCAUGUAUAUCUCUCUCCUUUUUUGAGAGCUAUCUGUUUGAUUCAUCUGUAUGUUUAUUUUUGAGAAUUAAUUUGUUGAUUUCUUUAUAUAUUCUAGAUAUUAAUCCCUCAUUAAAUUAACAUCUAUCCAGGACUUUCAUUCUGUUAGCUGUCUCCUCACUCUGUUAAUUGUUUUCUUUGCUGAACAGAAAGAAACACUUCUAUUUCAUGCAGUCUCAUUUGUCAGUUGUUGACUUUAUUUUCUGGGCUGUUUGGGUUCCUUUUCAGACAGUCUUUGUCUAAGAAUCUGUCUUGAAAUGUUUUCUCAUGACAAUUUUGAAGCAUUAGGUCUUACAUUACGCUUAUUGUUCCAAUUGGGAAGUUUUGUACGUGGUGAGAGACAUUCUUGAGCAUCUAAAUAUCCAUUUUUCUCAGCACAAGUUUUGAAAGGGCUGUUUUUUUCUCUAAUGUAUGCUUUUGAUAUCUUUAUUGAAAACAAACCGCUUGUCACUGUAUGGAUUUAUUUUUAAGUCUUCUGUUCUCUUCCACUGUUCUACUUACCUGUUUUGGUGUCAGUACUGUGCUCGUUUUGUUCCUAUGGUUCUGCAGAACAGUUUGAAUAAAGUCUCAUUUUUAUCUUCUUUUGCUCUGUAUUGUUUGUGGUAUUUGGAAUAAUCUAUACUUGUAUAUUAAUUUCAGCAUUUCCUCUAAUUCUGAGAAAUGUCACUACAGUUUUCAAUCAAGAUUUGCAUUCAACCCAUCAAUCACUUUCACUUUCAGUAACAUAGCUAUUUGAACAAUAUUAGUUCUGCUGAUCCUUGGCCAUGGGAGCACUCUGCAUCCUCCAGUGUCCUCUUCCACUCUUUCUUCAAUCUUUCACAGUUUCCAUUUUAGACUUCUUUCCACCUUGGUUAUAUCUAUGCCUUGCUAUUUUAUUUUUCUCUUGAAACUAUUAUAGAUGUGAUUUUCUUCCCAAUUUCCUUCUCAGCCUUUGAAAUCUUCCUUAGUGGUGUUUUGUGCAGCUCUCCCUGAAAUUUGUGAGACACAUCUAAAAUAACAAUUUUAAGCCUGUACAUAGAAAAAGACAAAAGUAGCUCAAGUGGUAACAUUUGAUAUUACUUUAUUCCUUCUAGAAGAUUCAUGAUGUAAACCUUCUGAUUUUUCUAUCCAAGUGCUUGUGUAUGUAUGCUGUAUGCACAUAUAUUGUGUACAUGUGAUACAUAAAUAUAUGUUUAUGUAUUUUGAAGCCAAGUGUUAAUUACACUACUACAGACCUUUAAGUAAUACUGGAGAAAAUUUAUAAAAUAAUUUAUAUGCUUUCUCAUCAUUUUGUACUCAUUCCCUUGGCUACUAUUGCUAUAUUAGCCAUUAGUCCCACAGUGCAUGCCUGCUCUACAAUGUUCCUAUCAUCACCUGUACUGCAGCAUGCCUGCUCCAUGAGCCCUUAGUCCCACAGAGCAUGCCUGUUCUACAGUCCUCCUGUCACUUGAGUUUCUCCUGAGCAGAUGCAGUUAGGCUUCCUUACCCUCUAUCAUUACAUCCUCCAAAGUUGUUAAUUCUUCAUUCUGUCUAACUUGAGUGCAUUUUUUCUACCUUCUCAGGAAGAUAUUUUUAUGCCUCCACUGCAAGGAACGCAGAGAUCUUGUAGCUCACACCUGGGUCUGUCUUGUUCUCAGGAAGGUGACUGGGCUUAUCUUCUUCAUCAGUCUGGCAUGGUCUUUUCAGAGAAUUAACUUGAAAUGGAAUUUAAUGCAUGUUUAUUUUCUUACUUGAUGUAGUUUUGGAAAAUAUGUAUCAUUGAAUAUUGCCUUCAACUAAAUUUCCUUCUACACAUACACUAUGAGUGUGCUAGAUUCUGAGAAAUAUUUGAAGGCAUGGAUGUGCACAAGGCAGAUG
Peromyscus leucopus (white-footed mouse) is the source of this 6367-nucleotide messenger RNA. RefSeq names its product leucine zipper protein 2 (gene Luzp2). The record is from RefSeq and is a predicted model, not a curated record. Lineage: Eukaryota; Metazoa; Chordata; Mammalia; Rodentia; Cricetidae. The transcript has 10 exons. Bases 740 to 1600 code for a protein of 286 amino acids.